Plasmodium vivax (malaria parasite P. vivax) is the source of this 1131-nucleotide messenger RNA. RefSeq lists its product as hypothetical. The transcript has a single exon. The record is from RefSeq and is a predicted model, not a curated record. NCBI's taxonomy places the organism in Eukaryota, Apicomplexa, Aconoidasida, Haemosporida, Plasmodiidae. The coding region runs from base 228 to 545 and encodes 105 amino acids.
GGCUGGAGUAGGUAGUAAGAUUUUAGGAAGGCAAGCUAAAAACAGAGCCCUAGCUUUGCACUAUACUAUAGUAUAGCAGGAGCCAUCCCGCAGAAGAAGCAAUCCUACCCGUAGCGGCGGCAUAGCAGUGCAUCCUUCGCGCCUCCGCUAGAGGGUUACCCAUUAGAGGGAUUACCCAUUAGAGGCAUCCCCAUAGAGGAACCCCCCCAAACGCGCCCACCAGCACAAUGGAGGCAAACUUAAACCUCCUCGGAGAAUGGUCCGAGCAGAUACACAGCACCGCCGCGAAGAUCAUGCCGGACAUCAAGGGCGACUUCAAGGAGUAUAAAGAAUUCAUGGACCAAGUGAUGAAACAUGUUCGUGUGCCCGAUGGCGUUACCACCCUAUUCGUUCUCCUCUCCAUAUUUGGAGUCGUUUUUUUAUAUAAUAUGAGCAAAAUAGUUGGUGCGUUGAGCACCCACGCGAUGACCAAGAGUUUGCUCCUUUACCUGGGGUUCUACCUGCUUGCGUAUAGCGGUUUGACCGGCUACCAAAAAGGUCAGUGAAAAGGGAGGAGGAAGGAGGAAGGAAGUAGGAAGUAGGAAGAAUGAAGACUAGAAACGAAAGACGAAAGACGAACGAACGUGUGCCACGAUGUGACCUGUUACCCCCUGGGCUACCCCCAUUAGCAGCUAAUAUAAACAUACUAAUUGAGAGAAGAAGAAUGUGCAGAUUAUCCGAUGAAGCACAUCAGGCUGUGUGCGUGCCUGCCCAUAUGUCGCGGUAAGAGCGGCACGUGGUGCUGUGUCUCGCGAGCAUUCGCAUGCCAUCUGAGCAUGUACGUAUAUGUGCCUCGAACGCAGCGAAAGCAGCGAAGGCAGCGAAAUGACGUUUUUAAUACGCGCGCCUUUUUUUUCCAUACCUACACGCGUGAUGCUUCCCGGCGCGUAGCCACCCAUGGCGCCUACCACUUUGAUGUUUUUAUUUUUCCCCUUUCAUUUUUCUGUUCCCUUUUUUUGCCCUGAUUGCACCGAAUUUUGCUUUUACGAGCGUCUCCCCGCCCCUUUUUUACGUACCCAAUUUUGAUUCCCCGCAAUUGAGCCGAGUUGCAAACAGCAAAACAACUGACCCUGUAUAAGAAUAAAUCUCCCC